This is a messenger RNA of Asterias rubens (European starfish), 2087 nucleotides long. Its product is annotated as lysosomal acid glucosylceramidase-like. The transcript is spliced from 11 exons. Gene Ontology annotation, molecular function: glucosylceramidase activity. Gene Ontology annotation, biological process: glucosylceramide catabolic process. The coding region runs from base 267 to 1823 and encodes 518 amino acids. The record is from RefSeq and is a predicted model, not a curated record. NCBI's taxonomy places the organism in Eukaryota, Metazoa, Echinodermata, Asteroidea, Forcipulatida, Asteriidae.
UCCAGGACCCGAUUUCAUCAAGUCGUUCAGUGGGCCCUAUUGGCCUUGCUAACCGCCGAAUUCAGUGCUAACGAUCACCAUUCCAGUCUGCUUGCACGCCAAGCUCCGAAUUGCCUUGUAUCUGCUUAGCAAAUUCCAAAAUACACGGAACAGGGCAAAUUCCUUUUCUAAGCAAGAACUUGGUGGGAUACCAGUCACAGUAACGGUAAAUGUUUGGUGUCGGGGAAGCUGUUAGUUCGUGAUUUUUUCACAAUAAUUGUUCCAGUAUGCUGCUGUAUUUUUCCAUUUGGAUGAUCUUGAAUGUUGCUGUCAUUCCCUGCUGCGAUGGAGCGAGUAAACCUUGCCAACGCAGAGACUUUCCUGAAGCAACAUCCUUUGUGUGUGAAUGUUCGGCCAGUUAUUGCGACACCAUUGAGAGAGACGCCAAGCCUCGCUCUGGACAGUAUGCGGUCUACACCUCAAGCAAAGAUGGCGACCGCUUUCAACGACAACUUUUAAUGCUAGAAAACGAAGCUAAACACGACCAUCAUUUGACGAUAGAUGACUCUCAAAAAUACCAGGAGAUCUUAGGCUUUGGGGGAUCCUUCACAGACUCAGCCACCAUGAAUAUCCUUAAUCUCUCAGAUGGAGCCACAGAAAACCUUCUUAAAUCCUACUUCUCUACAGAAGGACUGGAGUACAGCGCUGGACGUGUACCUGUCGCAAGCUGCGAUUUCUCAAGUAGUACGUACUCAUACGCGGACACCCCUGGAGAUUAUGACCUCAGUGAAUUCGAAUUAGCAUAUCAGGAUAUCCACUAUAAGAUUCCAGUGAUACGAGCAGCCCUAGACAUGAGUCCAAGAGAGCUUAAGCUGAUUGCUAGUCCAUGGUCUGCACCAGCUUGGAUGAAAACUAACGGCAAAAUGGCAGGUGGAGGAUCUUUGAUUGGCCAACCAGGAGGACAAGUUUAUCAAACAUGGGCUCUAUACUUUGUCAAGUUCCUACUUGAGUACGAGAAGCUAAGGGUAUCCAUUUGGGGAAUGACCAUCCAGAACGAGCCUUCGGCCGGUUUAAUUCCAAUCUAUCCAUGGCAGAGUAUGGCAAUGCCUCCAGAAAUCAUGAGAGAUUUUGUCAAGCUGGAUCUAGGUCCAAAGUUACGUGAAUACAGCUACAGUCACGUUAAGCUGAUUACUCAUGAUGAUAAUGUACCGUCAUUACUUGUUGGUUCUCAAUUGAUUUACAAUGACGAAGAAGCUGCCAGUUACCUGUCAGGUACGGCAGUUCAUUGGUACAAGAACCGCGGCCCUGACAGCUACAACACCCUGACAGACACCCAUCUAGAAUUCCCAGAUAAAUUCAUUGUAGCUACAGAGGCCUGUGAAGGGGCAGACCUUUUCGCAGAACCGGUGAUGCUCGGUUCUUGGGAACGGGGUGAACGAUACAGCUACGAUAUCAUUCAGGACCUAAACCACUGGGUAACCGGGUGGUUGGAUUGGAACCUGGCUCUAGACAUGAAUGGAGGACCAAACUGGGCCAAUAAUCAAGUAGAUAGUCCCAUCAUUGUGGAUGCUGAGAGAGACCUCUUCUAUAAACAACCCAUGUUUUAUCACUUGGGACACUUCAGUAAAUUUGUUCCUCCAGGCUCAGUUCGUAUUAGUUUAGAAGCGAGUGAGAUUUCACCAUUACUGAGUAUAGCAUUCAAGACGCCUGACGACUCUAAAGUUGCUGUCAUUUUAAACGAACUGGACCAAGGAGUCAAGGUGACCCUGCAGGACACAGACCUAGGAGAGUUGUAUAUCAAUGCUUAUGUGCCUCCUCGAUCAAUACAAACUUAUAUAUGGUGAAGGGAUUUAGAUAAUCACUUUUGACUAAUAUAAAUUGCAUGGAAAGGUAGUUAAAGUGUUUAUCGAUGAACUUCACAGGGCUGGAAAUGCAUCUUCGAGGGGGCAAGGCCAUUUAAUUUAAGGGCACGUCCAUUGGGAAACAUUUGAAGUGGCACUGAUGCCAAUACUACUUAGCCAAUUUCUUUCAUCGAUGCCUAAAAGUUUACUUAAAGGGAAGGUACACGUUUGGUAAUUACUCAAAACAAACAUUAACUUAAUAACUGA